Brachypodium distachyon (stiff brome) is the source of this 10468-nucleotide messenger RNA. RefSeq lists its product as uncharacterized. The coding region runs from base 6755 to 7825 and encodes 356 amino acids. The record is from RefSeq and is a predicted model, not a curated record. NCBI's taxonomy places the organism in Eukaryota, Viridiplantae, Streptophyta, Magnoliopsida, Poales, Poaceae. The transcript is spliced from 2 exons.
ACUGACAUGGACAAUAAUGCAUUUCCUAAAUGCCAUGAGUACUUGUAUGCAUUACUUUCUGUAUCACUGUAUGAGUAAUAAUUCGUGCGAAGAUAUGGGAAAUUGAGAAUUAUAGUUGUCACGUUUUUAGGUUAGAGCCUAAUCUUAUUUGCUGUUUAUGCAAUUAUGCUAGUGCUGUGCUCUUUCGCCUCUUUCCCUAAGUUUUGUUGAUAAAAGAAAAUCUUAAAUCAGAUCUGAGGGAUAGGUCUCCUUUUAUAAUAGUUCGUCAUAAAGGGAAAUCUUAAAUCCAAUAUGAUGUAUAAGAAAAGCAAUGUCAAACCAGGAUAUUAACUAGAUAAAUUGAUAUUUGAGGAUUGAAGCAGUCUCCCUGUGCUUAUCAGGGAUGGCAGCCAUAAACCUGGUCCCUCAUGACAGUAAUCUCCGAGAUUUUUUGGUUGAUAGUUUAAACUGAUCUCUUUCCGCUUUCCUGGGCAAUAGUUUGACGUCUAGCAAACACUAUUAGUUGGAGACGUCUAGCAAACACUAUUAGUUGGAAAUUACACUAGCAGUCUCCCUGUCCUUAUCAUUGAGAUAUAUGCUUGCUUACAUUCCAAUACACUUCAUUUGUGGUGUGGAGAUGGAUAGCACUAACAACCUAACUAGGAAAUGUGGAGUUGCAUGCACCAGACCAUUCCACUCACCUGCCUAAGCUGAGAGAGCGAGGGAGGGAGGGAGGGAUGGAAGGAGAGGGUCGGACAUUACACUCCAACAUUCCCCCUCAAGUCUAUGCUCCUAUAGAGCUAUGACGUGGGUGGUGGAAGCAGGGGUGGGCCGCAAAAAUUUAUUGCAUAACUGGGUUUUGAUCCUAUAACCUCUUGGUUGCAAGUUGUAUACACCUAACUAGUGCAUCCAAAAGAAACUCACAUGGUAUCAAAGCCAAGAGGUCUUGAGUUCAAGAUAUGGCUGACGCAAUUCAAAUAAAAAAAUUGUAGCCCAGUUUUGGUCCAGAUUUUCGAGGGAGGCACACAUGAGGAGCGUUGAAGUAUAAGUGAAUUUCCCUCCUCUCCCAGUCAGCUCGAGCUUUUGAGUGAACUGGUUAGGUACAUGCAACUCUAAUAGGAAAUACUUUAGCGUCAAGAAAAAGCAUUAUACAUUGUCUUGGGUAUAUGACAGCAUGACAGCUAGGAACAAAAAUGGAGUGGGUACUUUUGACAGUCCCUCUGACCAAAGGUUUUGGGAGUAGAUAUAUCCAGUACUAUCCUUAACCUGUUUCAGCUCUCACAAAUAGAAUCGGGAAUGUGAUAAGGGAUGAGAGACACCUGUCCUCGUGGGCCCAGGAUUUUGAGGAUGGGUAUUCAAAAUGAAAAAAUAUUCAAUGUAUGUCACAAAUGUUCUCAUAGCGUAAAUUAAAUAUUGUAAGUCCAUGUCAAACAAAAAAUGUGAAACGGUAUUGUAAAUUUAUAAUAAAAAUCGUCACAUCUAUACGUUUUGGCACCAUGAUUUUAUUUUUUUUGCAUAUAUGCAGCCUGUUAAAAUGUAGGAGCGCUAAUAGGCAAAACAAUACUAGUCCUCGUCGGCGAUCGUCCCACCGCAAUCGCGCAGCCCCGAGGAUGCCUCUGAACGGGUAGAUUCAUACCAGCCUAGGCUCGUGGGCGCCAAAGUAGAGCCUAGGACCGACUGAGGUAAGCAGUUACGUAUUCUCUCCCCAGCCACCAGACCAGGCGCCCCCGCGGAGCCUUUCGGCUCCGGGUCUGGGAAAGGAGAGAACAGACACAGGGUUUCCGGUAAGUCAUUCCCGGGAAGGCUGCCCCCGGGGUACCCCGUCCCGGGGGGCCUUAGACAGGCGCGGUGGCGCCGCUGCCCGUGCUCCUAGGUUCCGGGAUACCCCCGUAUCCUCGGAGCUAACAGUAGCCCCUGUGCGUUGAUUUGGCAGGAGGCAAGCACUGAUGUAGAGCCUCUCGCCGGGUGAUGCUCCCCAAGGAGCACGGGCCCAUCGCAAUGAGUGCUUGGCAUCGCGUGUGGUCGCUUUUGUGCCGAAGUGGAGAUGACCUUCCACGACUGGACGUAGCCUUGACUGCUCUGUGCGGCGAUCUCGAUUCCCGUACUCCGUGGGAAGAUGCGUUGUGGUUCUGGGUUCAUGGGCAUGUUAAUCGGGGCGGUUUUGGGCGAAUCGAGGGGAAGGGCAAGGGGUCAGCCUUAACAUAAAAGGCGCCGCCACUUCUCUCGCCCACAACUAGCAACAGCCCAAGCUCUUCGUCUUCCUCCUUGCUUUGCUGCUUCGCUGCUCGCACCCAUGGCCUCCAAAGCUCGCCAGCCCAAGGGGACGGGGAAGGAGGUUGCCGGCGCCGAUGAAUUUGACGCCGCCACCCGCCAUAGGUUCGCCUUACUCGGUGAGGGCAUUAGCGGCGAAGACAAGAUGGGCGGCCUACGGACCAUGGUGGCGGGGCCCACCAACAAGCACGGUGCCACCAAGCUCAAGCCUGCCGACCAGCAGAAGAGGAUCUUUCGGACAGUGUUCAUGGAGCACCUAGUCCUGGGGCUCAUCCCGCCGGUGUCGUGCUUCAUGGCGGCGGUGUUGCUACUUUACUCACUUCAGGUUUUCGCACACCUGUGCGAGAACUUUGUCGAGGUGAUGCCGAGCGUGACGCUCUUCCGCCACUUCUUCAUCCCCGUCGUCUCCGGCGAAGCCUUCUUGAGUGGAGGGAACACGUCGAGGCUUCGGGACAGACUAGAGGGUGAGUACAUCCGGGAGUCCCCUCGGUGGAUCGAGGUGACGGGCUGACGCGCGGGUGCCACAUCGGGGUUCACUACGAUGAAAAAGGCGUCUUCGAUGCCCCAGUCAGGCCGGCGUCGCGCCCCGUUGGCACCCUAGCGCUGGAUGAGAAUGAUGCUGACUUCCAGGACGUCCUGUGCGGCGUGAGGCAUCUCGUUGGGCAAGGCCUCACGACCCAGAUGGUGGUGUAGGAUUUCAUCCUCCGCCGUUGAGCUCCGCUGCAGAGGAGAUCCCACGCCCCGUGGGCGUACGAGGGCCCAGCGACGGCAUGGGCAUGUUCGCGGAUGAAGGGGCCGAGCUGGACGACGAGACCUUCUACGACACUCUGGUCGUUUUCUUCGGCACGAAGAAUGCCAAGGUACUACCUAGAGAGAUCGUUCCACUGAGCGCGACGACGGGCGCGACGACCUUUUGGCCGCGCUGCCCGUAUGCGACGGCUGGGGCAUAAUUAGGUCCUGGCAGCUUCCAACCUUGGAGGAGCGCGAGGCGAUGGAGAGCGUCCGGGGUCGGCUUGGCAUCACGCGGGGGUCAAUAAACCGCGUGGCCCUCGGGAAUCCGUCUAGCCGAGCCAUUGGAGUUCCUUCCACUCCCGCCGCCAGGGCCCCCGGAGCGGCCAGGGCGGUGGGCAAGGUGCCGGCAAGCGCUUCCUCCGGCGCAGGCGCGGAUGACUGGGAAGACUGCGACGACACACCCCUAGCCUUCCGCCGCCGGCGGUGGGGUCAGGGCACGGCCCCAUCUCCAGGCCUUGGCUCCACCCCCAUUCCCAACGUGCUGCCGAAGCAGAGGGCGCUCUGCGUGGUCGAUGAAGAUGCAGAGGGCGGCCCCGUGGCUGGCCCGAAGAAGCCGGGGGACGAUGUUCUGCCGCCUGCCGCAAACCCGGGGAGCAGGGAAGCUCCCCCAACUGAUUCCCAAGCACAGGAUGCUUCAAGCCAGGUAAAUUUUCUGUUCCCGGCUAUUACCUUGCAAGAUCAACACACAGACCAACAGGGAGGCACCUUACCCUUAUAAGUGCAGGUCCCACUUCCUCCGAGAACGCGCCAUCGGCGCUGUCUCCCGGAGUGGCUUCUCUUCCCGGCAAAGGUCCUUCCCCGGGGUCGCCUCCCUAGGGCCCAGCUCGCGCGCCCUUCCCGAAGGAACGCACCCCCGAGACGGUGGACCUGAGCAGACCAAUUGUCCUGGAACCUCGCCAAUCUGCACAACAACCACAGGGUAAUCCAUCAAGAGAUAGAAGACAAGAUGGUGGACCUUGUUCACGCUGUCGGAGAGGCCUCCGCGGCAAUGGGUGCGUUGGAGUUGGUUCCCAUGGGCGUGGAUCUGCAGGACUCCGCUGACCAGAUUACGAGCAUCACCUGCUUCGUAUCCAACUUGGCUGAGCAGCUGGUCGUGAUCGCCAACGAUCAGGAGGCGAUGAUCGAUGCCUAGGUCAGGAGCUUGGUUUCCCAGCUUCUGAUUUCGGUAUUAAAGCCGGCUCCGCCACCGCCUGGCUUUACUCCCCCUAGAAGCGAUCCUCUAGCCUGUCCCUGCUGAUCGCUGGACCGAGGAGGAGAACGCGGUCCGUCCCGCCGUCGACUAGCUGGUGGAAGCAAGGCUGCGACGCACUUAGGCGGGUCCUUUUCUUUUCUCCUGCAUUUUGUUCAUUCCCGGCGUGUGUUGGCCGGGAUUUAAUUUGUCUCAAACAUUCGUACUUGUUCGUGUUUAAUAUUUUUAUUCUCCGGUUUGCUAUUCUGCCGGUGUCCCCGGUGUUUCCUGGGAAGAGGUUGAUAGUUAUUAUACAUUAGAUAGCUCCACGUUUCCGGGGGACGACUCGAGUGCCUGCAAACCAAGUUGUGCCGCCUCGGACGUGGUCCUGAGCGCGCCCACAGGGUCUGCGCCACCCCUCGAGUCACUUCACCCUCUGCCAACGCAUGCUUCGGUACUCACACGAGAGCAAGGUUACCGGCGGGCGCCCUUCAACGGCCGAGCCAUGUAUAAGCGGGUAUCUUCUCUUCCUCGGGAACCACUAGGCCACCACUCUUCGGAGAAUCCAAAAACGAACAAAGGGCAAUGAGGACUUUUACUUAGCUUUUCUCGGGCUCGACCUCCGUUCCAGGAUGGCAGGCCCUCCUGUCCUCGAGUCAACUUCCUCACCGUGGAGAAGAUGACCCGUUCUGUUCCCUGGGUUAGUGAUAUAGCUGUAUGUAUAUGCAACACUUAGAGAUAAGAACGUUCGGGCCGUGAAUCUCCAACCCAUGGGGGGAAAGCAUUCAUGGGGGCGGGCAGGCGGUGACUUAUUCCAUCCGAUAACCCGGGCUCUUGGGGCGAACCUAGUUCUGCUCCGGAGGCAGCCUCGGGUGUGGAAGCUGAAGCACCCGGCGUGGGGCUGGCACACCCUUUUUUCUUGACCCUAGCUUGCCUGCCCACCUUCCUGAAGGGAUUCUUCCAUGCGCCGAUUUCACAGCCAGGGAUACAACCAAGGCAAUGUAAAACUAAUAAGGUUCAUUACAGGCGUGGCACUGUUCUUAGGGCGACCCAGGCCCGUUGCUCAUUCGCGGACGGGGUUCGGACAUGAGACUUUCAUGCUGUUCAUGCGAUUGGCUUGGACGCAGACUUUUCUCACCACUCGCGGAGACUGUGUCCGAAUGAGGCUGGAUACUGCUCGCUGUCUACGGGGGAAACCUGGACAGGCUCUAUUGACCGCCACCCUUGAGGUGAGCGCGAACUCACUGCCCCGUCCGGACGGACUUAUUGUUCUCCUUGGGCGGCUUCUUGAUCACUGCUGCUGCUUUCUUGCCACGUUUGACCUUCGGCUUCUGGCUUGGCGGGGUGACCUUGGCGGUAGUACCAACCAGGCCAGCCCCAGCCGCUUUCUCUCCUCCAGCGUCUCCGAAAACCUGCUCAACGCAGAACACAACAUCUUUCACGUCAGUCUUGAUGGUAAUCACCCCUGCGGGCCCGGGCACCUUCAUGACAUUGUACGCAUAGUGCGACGCCGCCACUAACUUGGCCAGUGCCGGGUGCCCCAGGAUGCCGUUGUAUGGCAGGGGAUGUCAGCCACGUCGAACAUGACGUUCUCGGUGCGGAAGUUCUUGGCCGACCCGAAGGUGACCGGUAGUGUGAUCUGUACCAGCGGCUGCGUCUCCUCGGGAUUGAUUCCCUGGAAGGUCUUGGUGGGACGCAGGCGGGACUGGGAGAUCUGUAGCUUCCCCAUGACCUCUACGGACAGGAGGUUCAGGCUUGAGCCCCCAUCCACGAGCAUCUUUGUCACCAGGGUGUUGUUGAUGGUCGGAGAAACCACCAAGGGCAGGAUGCCCACACUUGUGGUGCGCUCAGGAUGAUCGGCCGCAUCGAACGUGAGGCGUCGCAGAUCAGCUCAACAGCUUUUGGGCAGAGCGCAUGGGUUCCGGGAGAGCUUCUUGAAUUCACGAUGAGACGCAAAGGCUAAGGCUCCCCCGUGGAUGCAUACCACCUCAUUGGCUGACUGGUACCCGGCGCCCUUGCCCUCUUCGUCAGCUGUGUAGUCGUCGUUGUCGUUGUCGAGGUUGUCGUUGUUGUUGUCCUCGACCAGGGGAGCACGGGCAGAGGUGGCGCCCCGCGCAGCCACCUCCGCGGGCUCCCUAGCCCAAGCAUUGCCCGCGGCAUUCUCCUUCAUGGGGCAAUCCCGGGACACGUGGCCGGGCUCGCCACAGUUGAAGCACUUGCCGUCUGCAGGGUUUUUCCGCUCCCUGCGACCAGAGCGAUUAUUUUCUACCAUGUAUUUUACCUUGCUGCAAUCCUGGAGGUUGUGGGUAGGAGACUUGUGGAUGAGGCACCACAUGCCGGUCCCCGGGUCCGGGGAGGCAUCGAUACCCUUGGCCUUCUUCGCGGGAGCGGUUCCCUGCUCCGCGGCAAGAACGUGGUUGGCUUCGCGUUUCCGUGCCUCCUUCUUCGCGCCUUUUGACUCAAAGUUAGAGCGGGCCUCCCCGGGCCUCCUCUUGCCGGGCACACUUGUUGGCAAGACCGUACAACUCGGUGGUGAUCCGGAGAAUGCGCGUGCUCAGCUUCUCCCGCAUCCGGACAUCCCGCACAUUCGCGUGGAACGCGGUGAUGACCGUCUCCAGGGAGACGCUGGGGAUAAUGCGCUGGGUCUUGCCAAAGCGCACCAUGAACUUGCGCAGGGACUCGCUGGGCUUCUGGAGGAUGCCGUGGAGGUCGCUGACCGCCCCCGGGCGCUUGUACCCUCCCAGAAAGGCACCAAGGAACUGCGCAGAGGUCACUCCAAGACUUGAAGGAGUUGUGCGGGAGGUUCAUGAGCUAGGAACGCGUCUCUCGCUUGAGGGCCAGGGAGAACUAGUUGGCCAUGACCUUCCCAUCGGCUCCGGCGGCGAGGCAAGCCACAGAGUACACCUGCAAGAAAUCCAACGGGUAGGUCUUACCAUCAUACUUGGGGCCCACGUCCGGGCAGAAAAUGGGCGGCCAGAUGACUUGGCGCUGUUCCGGGACGAAUGCGAGGCAUUCCGCUCCAUGGAUGGCAGUCCCGAGCUCGACGGAGUUUGUAGGCUCGUUCUCCCGUUCGCGACGGUGCUCCAUGCGGCGCUCGAUGCAGACACGAGUGUCCUCACCGAGGCGGCCAUUGAGGUGCGCACGGAGAUCUUCUCCGGAGGGCGGUGCACACGAGCUGAGGGAGAUGUGAUCAUCUUGCCCAGCAACACGGGCAGGCCCGCCGCACCGGUCGUCGGUGUUCGGGCACGAGGAAACGGGCCGAGCCCCAGCAUUUCCCUGCACGCGGGUAGCCCCAGCCGAGUGCACUGCUCCUGUGGUGCGCGACAGGGCCUAGCGCACGCGCUGUGCAGGCGGGAGAGCGAGCAGAGCGGCGAGCCACGCAUUCCAUUCACCUUGCUGAGGCGAGUCCUUGGCCGGCGGGAAAUGAAGCAUCGCGUCCAUUGCCGCCAAGGCCUCCGAGGCAGUGUCGAGCUCGGCCGGUGCCGGGGGUGGAGUACCUCGUGUCGCACAGGCCCGGCUGCCGUGAGACUCUCCGUUCCGGCGAGUGGAAAGAGAGCAACCGCCACGCGAGGGCGGGUGGGACGACUGCAUGUCCCGUGGAGUUGGUGGACGUGACGGUGACGAGUCGUCGCUCGGGUUGUGCUCCCGAGACGAGUGCACGUGGGGCGUUACCGCGGCACUCGGCGCUUGGUCGCGAGACGGGUGACCGCGUUGGGCUCGGCCUCACGCGAAGGGUGACGGCUUGGGGCGGCUGGACGUGCUGUCGCUCUCCUGCUGCUGAGCGGACGGCGCACCCCGCUGAGCGCUCGACCUGGUGGCAGCGCGCGACGACACAACCUUGCGGCGAUGUGCCAUUUUCAUUGUCGAUGCAGAGGAUGGAAUCAAAGUUGACGUUGGUGAAGGUUCGAAAAUACUUGCGCCCCGUACCUGGCGCGCCAGAUGUCGCGUCUGCGAACGUGGACACCGAGAGUGCGAUCACCCCCUUUUUUGUUUAGGUAGGGUGGCGCGGGGAGCGCUUCGAACUUGUCGGUAAUGACUUCGACUCCGAUCGUUUCCCCAAGUUCGUGCCACCCGGAGGUAUAAUACCCUACGGCCUGCUUUGUUUGUGUGUUGAUGGUGGUGGAUGGCUCAAGGAAAGAUUACAAGGAGCUGCCGGAACGUCGAGCUCUAGCCUAAGCUACGGCGACCUAGGAAGGAGGGAGAAGCGGCCGCUGCUCUUCUUCGGCAGUCAGAGCACCAACCCUUCUCCUACCCCGAGCUCUCUAUGCCUGGUCUAAGCCUGAUGCCAACCUUUUUUGGAAGCCUCGGGCCUCCUUUUAUAGUUCAAGGGGACACCACAGUGGCGAACUAGGGCAGACAGCAUGCGUGUUGCUACAGGAGAACAUCCCCGCUACAAGACGAAUAUGAAGCCGUCUGCCUACUCUGUGGUUUCUAUCCAAAGUGAUCUGUACCCGGUCCGGGGCGCAGAGAAGCUUUCGGCCUUGUUUGGUCCGAAACGGUGAUAAACCUGGCGUGCAUGGAAGCUGGCCGGUCAAAAGGUAAAAGUGAACCUGCCGCGUCCAGCGUGUAGUCCUCGUCGGCGAUCGUCCCACCGCAAUCGCGCAGCCCCCCUUUUUUGGAAGCCUCGGGCCUCCUUUUAUAGUUCAAGGGGACACCACAGUGGCGAACUAGGGCACACUGCAUGCGUGCUGCUACAGGAGAACAUCCCCGCUACAAGACGAAUACGAAGCUGUUCGCCUGCUCUAUGGCUUAUGUCCAAAGUGCUCUGUACCCGGUCCGGGGUGCAGAGAAGCUUUCGUCCCUUUCUCGGCCGAAACGGUGAAAAACCUGGCGCGGCAUGGAAGCUGGCCGGUCAAAAGGAAAAAGUGAACCUGCCGCGUCCAGCUUGUAGACCUCAUCGGCAAUCGUCACACCACAGUCGUGCACUCCCAAAGAGGCCUCUGAACGGGCAGAUUCGUACUAGCCCACGCUCGUGGGCGCCAAAGUAGGAGCUCAGGACCGGCUGAGGUAAGGAGUGAGUACUGACGUAUUCUCUCCCCGGGCACUAGACCAGGCGCCCCAAGGCUCCGGGUCCGGGAAAGGAGAGAACAGACACAGGGUUCCCGGGAAGGCAGCCCCCGGGGGGCUUAGACAGGCGCGGUGGGGUCGUGGUCCAUGCUCCUAGGUUCCUGGAUACCCCUGUAUCCCCGGAGCCUGACAGUAAUCCAUAUCAAAAUUCUACCAGAAUUUUUGGCAUUCACCUGAAUACCUGAAGGAUCAACUAAGUCAACUAGAGUUGGUGAAUAGAAAAAUUGCUAAAUUUUAGCCUUAGAAAAUAUGUGGUCCGUAAGGAAAGUGGUAGACCAGCGGUGGACCCAUCCGGGUUGUUUGGCUGGGGCAUGCCCACCCAAUAAUUCUUGAAAUUCUUCUUAACAGCACAACAUUAGUAGAAAUUAUCAGAAAAUAUAGAACUAAAGUGUCGGUUUGGUACCUAAUUCGCCAGCCCGACCCAACACUGAUUGCCUUCUCUGAUCUUCUCCCGGUUAUCUUCUGAACCAGUGCAAUGUCCUGAAAUUUUUAUGUCAUUCUGUCUUUGCUCCGCCCAAUAUUAAAAACCUGGGUCCGCCAGUGCGGUAGACCCUAACACAUGGAAGUUCUACCAACAUGGAAACACUAAAGCUAUUUACUGGAGAGUUUGGAUCGUUGGCGUUAUCCUACGUAUCUGUUGGAGAGGCUUGGCGACAAAAGCCUACGGACACAAAGUACUUGCCUUAAACCUCCUUAAGUAUAGGACAAAAAAAAUCCAUGCCCAGAUACUCGGACUGGAUUUUCACAAGAAAUCCACAAAUCCUGACAAACUUCUUGGCUUCUUCAGAACCAGGAAGACUUCCAAGCUCCCCCCUAGCCGACUAGGAAGCGACACAACCUCCAAAGGUUGCAAAAGGCAUGAAUUCAUUCGUCGAAGUUAAUGCAGAUUUGGAACCCAGGAGACUUGUAAUUAAGUGAGUGGAGUUGGAAAUUGGCCUUAUGAUACUGGGAAACCCAGAUUUGGUACGGGGCCUAAUGAGCUUGGAUGGAGGGGGUAGUAGCUCAGUACAUCUAUUUCCACCUUUUUCUUGUGUUGUAAUAGAUGUAUAUUCUCUUAGAUGGUGUUGUUGAGAUAAUGGUGAACUCCACACUGUUCUUUCUUUGUAGCAAACUGAGAUCACCUUCUGGAUAUAUGAAAAAACAUAAAUGUGAUGUAGACAAGAUCAAAUUACAGCAGGUGUCAUAUUCUGU